Molecule: messenger RNA, 3196 nt
Organism: Hydractinia symbiolongicarpus
Lineage: Eukaryota; Metazoa; Cnidaria; Hydrozoa; Anthoathecata; Hydractiniidae
Product: V(D)J recombination-activating protein 1-like
Exons: 3
Coding region: 1519-2934 (471 amino acids)
Source: RefSeq, a predicted model, not a curated record
AAACAGCAAUUUAAAUUUCAGACCGUUGCAUCAAAAACUACAAUUGGAAUUUUGAAAAACUGUAAGAAUCCACAAGACACAAAAGGGAGUAUUGGGAGGUGUGUCAUAAGAAGGCUUGUAGCAAAGAGUGAAAUAUUUUUUAUAAAGUUUUUUUUUUCAUACAAGUAUUUCUAUAGGUAGAAAAUAUCAACAACAAACCACAAUAAUCAAAGAAAUCUAUCCCAAAAAAUAUAUUCGCCUAAAAAAGUGAAAUUUUUUAAGAAAAAUUAGAAGAAUAAAGUUAAAAUUUAAUUCCGACUCCUCUUGGAUCUUAUGCUAAAAAUCUUUAAUAUUCAUUAAUAACCAUUUUGUAAGUCCUGCUUUUUUACCUACACAAAAGAGCGUGCAUGACCAUACAUUCAAUCAUAGUGCCAUGUUUUUCCUGCGUGCGCAGAAAUGGAGGUAAUGUUCUGCCCGGAUAAUAAACGCUGCCCUGAUUAAGUAUGACAGCUUGCCCCGGUUAAGAACAGGGCAGAAAAUACGUAAUCAGGGCAACAUAAUCAGGAUGGGCUGGCUUAUUACUCAAAAAAAUAUUAUUUGGCACAUAUAAAAGGAACAUAAUCAGGGCAGACCAGUUUAUAUACAACAGUCUAAUAUUAUUUCUCACUUAUUAUAGAACGCACAUAAUCGGGCAAGGCCAGCUAAUGUAUGACAGUCAAAUAUUGUUCGAGACUUCUAGAACAAAUAUAAUCGGGCCGAUCGCUUUUAUAUCAUUCGUCAUCACUGGUGGCAAAGUUGUUGUUGUUCUCAAAUAAAACGAAAUUUCGUGACAAAUACUAAAUUUUAGGAUUCGCAAGUUUAAUAUCUUUUCACCAAACUUAACUCCCACAAAAAGAAUAAUUUAGGUUCCGUGAAAUUUAGUUACUUCUAAGUAUAUUAUGUUGAAAUGUAUUUACUACAAGAGCACUUUAUACUAAGAAUUACGUCUAGACUUUUUUCUUUUGCCAUGUCUAGUUUUUAAGGGUGUUCUACCUUCCAGGAAAUUUUUAAUUCACAAAAGUUCGAAGAAAAUGCCAAUCACAGCCACGCUAGUUCUAGCGGUACGCGGAUAGCGAAUUUAAUUAUGCGCAUGCGCGAAAAAUUGUUUUUUAAAUAUAGCGCCUCAGAGGCGAAAGCCCGAUUCUUGGUCAGAUUGCCUAUCCCAAAAUUGAUGCUUUUUACGGCGAUUUAACCAACAAACUAAGGAAAUGUACUAUUUUAAUUGAAGGAAGUGAGGCCAGGUUACGUAACUAAGCGAAAAAAACAUCUUACUUGCUUUUGUUUUGAAGUUACGCGGUAAAAAAACAAAACGAAAGUAAACACAAAAAAUGACCUAGCUACAUCAUUAAAUAUCUCGACAACCAAAGUUUUUUUACCAAAGAGGUUUUUACAGCAUUUAGUUCAGACCUUAAGCUCUUCAAAAAACUAUGUUUGGAAUGCAUUUCACUUUUUUCCUAAAAAUUUAAAGACUUGAAACAGACCCUGCUUUUUGAAAAAAAUAUGGCCGCCACAAACCAUGAAAACAUGUUGGCAAAACUUUGUAGAGUUUGUGGAGAAUUUUUAACUAAAAGUAAAGGUAUUGCAAAACAGAAAAUGACAUUGGAGAAGGAAUUAGAACUACUUUUUGUUCAUAUCCAGGAGGAUGUGGACAACAUUCAUCCCAAAUAUAUUUGCUUUCGGUGUUACAACACACUUAAAAAUAUUGAAAAUAGGAAUACAACAACACAGUUGAAACCUAAAAAUUGGUCUCCCCAUACAGAAGUUUGCUCUGUAUGUGAAAAUGUUCAAGGUAUGAAAAAAGGAGGCAGGCUAUCAAAAAAGAAGAAAACAGGACGACCAAGUACUUUUAAGCAGAUAUGGUCAAGAAAAGCCUUAGAGGAAAUUAGUGACAAAAAUUUAAAUGACAUUAUUCCACCCGUUGUCAGUCACCAUGGCUUAGAAAAAAAUCCACAUUACAAGUUUUGUUUGUGCAUGCUUUGUGGAAAUCUUCUGAGACAACCUUUAAUGGUUAUCACAUGUGAACAUGCAUUUUGUAAAGAAUGCAUCCUUAUAUAUCUUGAAGGAAGUUUUCAAGAUGAAAGUGAAUGCCCUAAGUGCAAACGCGAUGACAUCAUCACUCUUGUCAACCAAUCAAAUUUAAAACCAAGUUUGCACCGAAACCACAUGGUAAAUAGUUUACAAGUUGACUGUGAUAACAAAUGUGGAGAGAAAUUUACAUUGGAUAAAUUACAUGAGCUUAAAUUACACAAUAUAUCGUGCAACACAUCCACAAGUUCAAAUACAAGUGCAAAUUAUUCAAUAAGAGAUGUAUUUUUAUUGGACGAGUCAUCUCCUGUUCCAAAAGAAAUAGAGGAUGCCACCUUGCAUGUUUUAAAACAUAAAAUGAAACAAUCAACUGAUAUAAAUAACAGCAUAGAAUUUAAAAGUGGAGGACCUAGGCCCUACAUGUUUACCUCAACACCGAAACCGGUUAAAAAUAGUAAUGAAGUCUGCAAGCGGACCAUAGAAAAAAGGAACAAGUUUUUAAAAAACCAAUUACUUUUUUCUUCUGGUGGAAAUGAAAGUGGGUUCAGCGUACAAACUGGCAAAUUAGUCAAGAGUCUGAAGGAAAAUGAGAGAGUAGAAAUACUCAAGAGAGCCAAUAUAACAACAAAGAGUAUAACUCCAGAGGAAUUUGUAGCAAUGAAGGCAGACUUGAGUAUUCCCUUGUCAAAAUUAAAAACAAUGUCAAGAUGGUUAUCAACCUUUAACAUAUCCAUACCAUCACAGAGAAAACAAAGAAAAGUGGCUACGGAAUGGACUGGUGAUCAAUUGCGUUCAGAACUAGCUCCAUUCUCAUUCGAAGUUAAAGGGCACAAAGGCAAAUUUGAAAUAAGAAGUGCGGCAUGGGUUUAUGUUGAAAGCCUGGAAUCCUAAGUCAAAACAAUGUUUCACUGUCUAAGACAGUAGGUUUUUGUGUUUACUUACUCUUAGGAAAAAGAUACAUAUAGUUAAAAAAAACUUAAAAAAUAAAUAAAAAUAAAAAUUUAAGACAGAUGCAAUUCUACUUCUAUUUAGGAAUGGACUAUUAACUGAUUACCCCUUCAUGAAUAAUGAAAUACAUGUAAAAAUAGGAGGAGAUCAUGGCGGUGGUUCAUUCAAGCUUUCAUUUCAAAUAUGUAACACAAAGAAUCCAAAC